AUGUCUGCUGCAGUCCGUAGGUUAAAAAAGGAAUAUGAAACUCUUAUCAACUCAAGCAUCAAAAAUGUGAUUAGAAAUGUAACAUAUGAUGAACCAAACUUCCUAACAUGGACCGGAUUCAUAGUUUUGGACGAACCUCCCUAUAAUAAGGGUGCUUUCAAAAUUGAAAUCACUUUUCCUGUUGAAUAUCCUUUCAAACCUCCUAAGGUGAUAUUUAAAACACGCAUAUAUCAUCCAAAUAUUGAUGAGAAAGGUCAAAUAUGCCUACCAAUAAUUAACCCGGAAAACUGGAAACCUGCUACUAAAGUAGAACACGAUGUUCUUAACAGGCGUUUGAAAAAUUACCAAACAAUUUGUUCAGGUAUGUUUCGUUAUAGCCUCCUGAAAUCAAGUUUUAUCCAUAUUCAAAUUAUCUGAGAAACAUCAAUUGAUUGUCACAUUUUGAUCAUAGGAUCUAAAUGCUAUCCAUCAUGUGCUUAUUUGAAUAAUUGAUUACUUGAAUCCCUGAGAAUAUACUUGGAAUUCCAAUCUUGCCAUGUACAUGUAUGCGUUUGUUCAUCGAUCAAUGUACUGAAAUAUUGUAUUGAGUGCUACAUAUCGUUUGAUAUAAAAUUAUGUGCACAAAAUAUAAUCUCAGGCUAUCUGAAAUAUGUAGUGAUAACGAUCGAGGUUGAAAGGGG
Molecule: messenger RNA, 680 nt
Organism: Schistosoma intercalatum
Lineage: Eukaryota; Metazoa; Platyhelminthes; Trematoda; Strigeidida; Schistosomatidae
Source: the annotation of a GenBank genome assembly